GCAAGGUUCGAUCACGCCCACAAAUCCUGAACUCGGCACCCCGCACCGUUCCAGCGCGGACGGCGAUGGAGUCUGGGUGCUAGUGCCCAGGCUGGACGAUGCAAUUCGGGGUUUACAUAUACCAGGCUCUACCCGUGUGCGCUUGUGCUUAGUUCUCCGCUCUUCGUACUUUCGUUGAGCGUUGACCGUGCAGCGUGGAACUGCCCUGGUGGAGUGAAGCCCUUCUUUCUUGCUCUCCUGCUCAUCAUCGGUUGGCUGCGUCACUCGUUGGAGGAAGCUAGCAUCUCGAGAUAUAUCACACCCGAACCAACCUCUCCCAAUCGGCAUACGAGCCUACCUAAUCAUCAACUGAUAUUCAAACCAUCAUGGGUCGCCUAAUAAAGAAUCACUGGGCCCGCCUCAUCGUCCUCACAGCCGCAGCCUACCAACUCGCCGCCGCCCUCGAAGCCUUCUUCUGGCCCAAAAUCUUCUGGGACUUCCUCUCCCACAACCUUGACCGCGCCGUCACCCCGAUCCCCUUCCUGCAGGUCAUCAACCUCAUCUUCGCCGUCUCCGCCCUCGCCCUCGAGUGGCCGCUGAAGUACAUCGCCGGGACGUCGCUCCAUCGGAGCAUCGAGCUGAGGUUGAUUAUAAUCCCGCUGUAUGCCUUGGCGUCGAUCUUGUUGUACCAGGGGACAAAUCCCGCGAUCUACUAUAUCAUCGCUGAGGGUAUCUAUUUCUGGGGUUUCUCGGAAGGAGAGACUAUUUGCGAACGACCGUGGACAUUACCAGUCCGCGUGCGACGAUCGGAACUAGGCGGUUCAAAGGUAUAACCCUUGCGGUUACCUUUCCAGUUUCUGUUUCUGUGCAUAUCCGUCCAACCGUCCGUAAAUACUCUCUGGACGACGGUGACGAUGAUGGCGCGUGGGUUGUGAAAGGUCGGGGAACUUUGCAUAGCGUGGCGCAUGGCCUUUGGGGGCCUUUUUACACCAUGCCUCUCAAGCGUCGGGCAAUAUAUUGUGUUAUUUCGGACUGCGAGCGAAUAUCUUGUUGAUGGAAGUUUGUUGUAGAGUAAUG
This is a messenger RNA of Eremomyces bilateralis CBS 781.70, 1056 nucleotides long. RefSeq lists its product as uncharacterized. The transcript has 4 exons. The coding region runs from base 366 to 812 and encodes 148 amino acids. The record is from RefSeq and is a predicted model, not a curated record. NCBI's taxonomy places the organism in Eukaryota, Fungi, Ascomycota, Dothideomycetes, Eremomycetales, Eremomycetaceae.